ACUGUGCCCUUCCAGAAAGAGGUCCUUGAUACUCCGUACGGAGGUCCCCUAGGAAGUACUGUGAACUAACCUGUUACCUAACGUGGUUGAUGGACUUCUAUCUUGGCGACAAGCCUUCAAACCAGCUGGACCAACGAUAACACAGCCGAUUCACCUAGUCAUUGUUACUUACUCUGCGUUUCUUGACAUUUUCCACUGUGCCGAUUUUCUGUCGGCGCAAAAAUCGACCGGGUAUCUUAAGUCAAUGGCUUCCUCCAUCUUUCCUUCGGCCGAUGAAGUUCAAAAGCAGAUCAAAGCACUCAGCGAUGCUGCCAGCAGCUAUGAUGCAUCGCCAGAGGGCCACGGUUCCAGGAUGAGGCUAAUUGGUCAAGCACAGGAGCUUAUCGCUUCUUUGACGGAUCCCUCCGACAUGGGCUUCAAGCAGAUCGGCCAGGCAAUGGAGCUUGUGGCAACCCGGGCAUUACUGCACAUCAAGGCCUUUCAACAUAUCCCACCCCAAGGAUCAAUAUCAUUGAGUGACCUGGCUGAAGCAACGAAAUGUCAGGAGGCAGUCCUCGAACGACUUCUGCGAAUGCUCGUAUGUACUGGCUUUGUUCGGCAGCUGCCCGACGGCCAAUAUGCCCAUACCAAAUUCUCACGUGCAUAUGCUGCCAUGCCGGGGCCAGGUCUAUAUUUCCAGCUCAUCUACGACGAAAGUUUCCUAAAUAUCGACAACAUCCACCUAUAUUUUGACGAAAAGGGCUGGAAAGAGCCUGUUGACCAACGUUACAGCCCGUAUGCUUGGAAAGCCGGCCAAGAAGGCACGACGAUCUGGGAAAUCAUGGCCCAAAACCCUGCGCGGUUCAAAGCUUUCCAAGCCGGCAUUGGAUUCGCAAGCGCCUCGGUCCCCUUGACAGGAUUCUAUAACUUCAGUGCCCUGAACACCACCGAGGCUGAUCGACCCGUGCUGGUGGAUGUAGGCGGAGGAAACGGACGCUCCAUCAUGCGGAUCCUGCAGGCUCACCCCGAUCUCCCGGCGCACAAGUUCGUCCUCCAGGAUCUUCCCGAGGUCGUGGAACAGGUCGAACAAGAGCUGCCGAAAGAGGUCAAGGUGAUGGCACACGACUUCUUCACGCCGCAACCCGUCAAAGGCGCGAAAGCAUAUUUCUUCCGCUGGAUCAUGCACGAUUACUCCGACCCUGUGUGCAUCGACAUCCUCAAGCAGAUUGUGCCCGCCAUGGCACCUGACUCUGUCAUUCUUACAGCUGAUUUGUUUUUCCCAAGCAAGAUCGCUGGCCCCGCCGAUAUCCCGAAUGCCACCAUGGACAUGGUGAUCUUCAACAUGGCCGGCAAGGAGCGAGCCGAGGCUGAUUUCAAGAAGGUCUUCGAAGCUGCUGGUCUCGAGUUUGUAAAAUCGCAUCGGUUGGAAGGAGCGAGUAGUGGGAUCUUAGAAGCCAGGUUGCCUACAGCCAAGUGAAGAUUCUAUGGCUUCCCUUCGGCGGUUGAUCACAUCCCAAUUGCCAUCUCGAAUGCGGAACACGAGUCGGCACCCAAUGACUGCGUGGAAAUUGUCCUUUUGCCUCAGACUUCUUCGUUGCUUCCGGCGUCAGAAUGCAUAGGGCGAAGAGACGAAUCGAACCAUUUGCAUUAAUCCAGUUGCCGCUUCCCAGUCCUAAGUGGUUGUCGGCAUUAUGUGCUACAGAUCAGACACAAUCCCUUUGAGGAACCAUACCGUGUCACCGUCUUCUCCGCCCUACAGCGUAAGCAUACCGAU
Exophiala xenobiotica is the source of this 1753-nucleotide messenger RNA. RefSeq lists its product as uncharacterized. Gene Ontology annotation, molecular function: O-methyltransferase activity. The record is from RefSeq and is a predicted model, not a curated record. The coding region runs from base 245 to 1456 and encodes 403 amino acids. The transcript has 4 exons. Lineage: Eukaryota; Fungi; Ascomycota; Eurotiomycetes; Chaetothyriales; Herpotrichiellaceae.